Trichobilharzia regenti is the source of this 2557-nucleotide messenger RNA. The record is from the annotation of a GenBank genome assembly. NCBI's taxonomy places the organism in Eukaryota, Metazoa, Platyhelminthes, Trematoda, Strigeidida, Schistosomatidae.
CUGGUGAAAGGAUCAACUGCAUUCACAGCAGUGACAGUCUUAACACCGCACACUACAAAAAACAUCUAAUUAAUCCCAGCUCUACUCCUUUUGGAGUCAACCAAAGCUACGACAGUCGAGUGGUGGGACGCACCACACAGAAGUUUACCAAAGAUCAGGGACCUUCACCUCACAGAAAAAUCAAAUUGGUUCAUACUAGCUCGUAAAAACGAUAUUGGAUAUUGUAACACAAGCUUGAACCCUUCUAUCACCACUGAGGAUUGAAUGUAAAGUCUUAGUUUGUCAAAGGCACUUUGAAGGUUACAAACAACCGGACGAAUUUAAAGUAGUACGGUGACAGGCUGUUUCAGGUUUGUUACUCUAACAAUCUGUCUUAACUCUCGAUAUCAGGUUGUUCACUCGUUUAAUAAACGGCAUCACUAGUUGUGGAUCUAAACUUACUUAAAAUCCCUGCAUCGCUGAAAAACAAUGGUAUCUGGAGACGAUUUAUGUAAAUUGGAUGGAGUGUCGGCCGCAGAGCUUUUUAGGCCUGAACUUGGUUUGACUUACAAUGAUAUAAUCAUUCUUCCUGGAUACGUUGGAUUUGGGUCUGAUGAAGUUGACAUUUCUAGCAGGAUAUCUAAACAAAUUACUCUGAAGGUUCCAUUUGCAUCCUCUCCCAUGGACACAGUUACAGAAGCAAAAAUGGCUAUUGCAAUGGGUCUUUCCGGUUCAAUAGGGUUCAUUCAUCAUAACUGCCCCGUAGACUACCAAGCGAAUGAAGUGAAAAAGGUUAAAAAAUACAAACAAGGUUUCAUCUUAUCUCCGAUUGUCGUUUCACCAAAACAACCGAUAAGCGAUAUUCUUAGUAUAAAAAAACAGUAUGGAUUUAGCGGGAUUCCUGUAACUGUAGACGGUUGUGUAGGCAGUCGUCUUGUUGGUUUAGUCACUUUACGUGAUAUGGAUUUUUUGGAUCCUAGUGAUUAUACAACAAGUGUUGAGAAGGUAAUGACCCCUUUCGACGAGCUUGUUACAGCUUUCUCUGGUGUCACUUUGACUGAAGCGAAUGAUAUUCUUCGGAAAAGUAAAAGAGGUAAACUGCCAAUCAUCAAUGAAAACGGUGAAUUGGUGUCAUUAAUUGCACGAACUGAUUUAAAAAAGAAUCGGGAUUAUCCUUUGGCGUCCAAAGAUUCAGAAAAUCAGCUUAUUGUAGGCGCAGCAGUUUCCACACAGAAGGGAUCUUUCACUCGUGUUGAGGCAUUAGUUAACGCUGGAGUCGAUGCACUUAUUGUUGAUUCAUCUCAAGGUAAUAGCAUUUAUCAGCUGGAUAUGAUCAAGCGUCUCAAAUCUUCAUAUCCCAAUUUACAAGUAAUCGGAGGCAAUAUUGUUACUUGUGCUCAAGCAAAAAACCUAAUCGAUGCGGGCGCUGAUGGUUUACGUGUUGGAAUGGGUAGCGGGUCAAUUUGUAUUACUCAAGAAGUUACAGCUAUUGGAAGAUCACAAGCUAAAGCUGUUUAUAAGGUGUCUGAAUAUGCUCACAAGUACGAUAUUCCUGUGAUUGCUGACGGAGGGAUUCAAAAUGCUGGACAUAUUGUUAAAGCUUUGAGUUUUGGUGCAUCUGCAGUUAUGAUGGGUGGACUUUUAGCUGGAACAACUGAGUCACCUGGAGAAUAUGUAUUUUCGGAUGGUAUACGACUGAAAAAGUACAGAGGUAUGGGAAGUCUGGAGGCUAUGUCUCAGCAUACAGAAAGUCAGGCUAGAUAUUUCAGUGAAUCGGAUCGUGUUAAAGUUGCUCAGGGUGUUUCAGGGACAAUUGUAGACAGAGGAUCUGUACACCAACUUGUACCCUAUCUAGUCGCGGGUGUUAAACAUGGAUUACAACAAGUUGGUGCUAGAAAUAUAACUGAAUUGUAUGAAAUGUCACAAAAUGGGAAAUUACGCUUUGAACAUCGAAGUCCAUCGGCUCAAAUUGAAGGUGGAGUGCACAGUUUACAUUCGUAUGAAAAACGCUUGUUCUAAUUCCACUUGUUCACCAGUCUGAAGUAACCGAUCAUCACACUAUUCGUCAAUAUAUUCUGAUGAAUUAUCUAAUUCUGUGUGUACUCUGUGUUGUAUUUUCAUGUUUGUAUUUGUUUAUUGUUGCUUAGCUACGCUUUGUGCAGUUGUGUGUUUUGUGUUUGGGAUGCAGUUACCUAAUCGAUCCAUUUGAUGCUAUUAAUUUCUAGAGUUUUUGUAUAGCUUAUCAUUUUUGUGUCAAAUUUUAUCGCAAGUUCAGAGCAGAGCGCAAUAAUGACAAAUUGAAAUCGUUCCGUUGUUUUGAUUUCUUCUGUUGUCCAAGAUUGUCUAAAUAUAUGAUGUUGAUGAGCACUUACUACCUUGUUGGAAAUGAUGGUGUAUUUGUAGCUCUGAUAGCUACAUAGUCUAAUGAGAAUUGGUUUAUCAAAACUGGCUAUGUUACACAGUAAAGCAACAGGGAAAGCUGGGGUAAGACUCGUCAGGUGGUUCUCAUGGAUGAUGCUCUGGAGUUUAAAACUAUGGGUACUGGGUUUGAGUCUCAUUGGGAACACCAUCACUCACC